AAUGCCUACGUGUGCGUAGAACCCACAGAGAAAUUUCCCUCCUCUCCACGUUUAUUUUCAACCUUUAAAAACAAAAUAAAAAACAUAAAAAAGGACUCUCUUUUUCCUUUGUAUUUUCUCGAGAAAUUGCUCUCUCUUCCAAUCCAGUUCCCAAACCCAAACGCACGCACUCUCACUCUCUUUAAUUUUAAAUUCUCCGGCCCCAUUUCUGUCAUAUUUUCCCAUAAAAAUCUAAAAAUGGAAAAGAAAAAAAAGGAACGUUCGUCCAUUUCUUUUUAAAAUUUUACCAUUUUCUUCCUCUUCUUGAUUUCUGACCGUCUCCUCCUGUAUUUGUUCUCUUCUUUAUUCAAAUGGGUUUUUGAGUUUGAAUUCAAGGAGGAAUUCGGAGCCAGUCGGUGAAUUUAAGAGAGAAAGGGAGAAAGGAUUGGGAGUUUAAAAGAUUUGGGUGUUUAAAUCGUGCAUGGAUACUAGCAUGGCAUCUGGGAAUCCUUUUUUUGAUGACUUGCGGAGCAAGCCUGAGGUUAUUGAUCUUCCACAGAACGAAGACCGUUUGGAUAGUGAGUCCGUGAAUGAACCUACUCAAACUACAACAAAACCGAAUUUGAUUGUGUCUAACAAUGUUCGUGAACUGUUGGAAUGCCCUGUUUGCUUAAAUGCGAUGUACCCACCAAUUCAUCAGUGCCUAAAUGGGCACACGUUGUGUUCUGGUUGCAAGCCAAGAGUGCACAAUCGGUGCCCCACAUGCAGACAUGAGCUUGGGAAUAUUAGAUGUCUUGCAUUGGAGAAGGUCGCUGCAUCUCUUGAGCUUCCCUGUAAAUAUCAAAGUUAUGGGUGCGUAGGCAUAUAUCCCUAUUACAGCAAACUAAAACAUGAGUCCCAGUGUUCAUAUAGACCAUAUAGUUGCCCUUAUGCUGGGUCAGAAUGCACAGUGGUUGGUGAUAUUCCUUUUCUUGUGGCUCACCUGAAAGAUGAUCACAAAGUUGACAUGCACAGUGGCAGCACCUUCAACCAUCGUUAUGUCAAAUCAAAUCCGCAUGAGGUUGAAAAUGCUACAUGGAUGUUGACGGUUUUCAGUUGCUUUGGUCAGUACUUUUGCCUGCAUUUCGAAGCCUUCCAACUUGGGAUGGCUCCCGUUUAUAUAGCAUUCUUGCGGUUUAUGGGUGAUGAUAAUGAGGCAAAGAACUACAGCUACAGCCUUGAGGUGGGUGGGAAUGGGAGGAAGUUGAUUUGGCAAGGGGUUCCAAGAAGCAUACGAGACAGUCAUCGAAAGGUUCGUGACAGUUUCGACGGUCUCAUCAUCCAACGCAACAUGGCAUUGUUCUUCUCGGGAGGAGACAGAAAGGAGUUGAAGCUUAGAGUAACAGGAAGGAUAUGGAAAGAGCAGUGAUUGGGUUGUUUCCUUGAUUCUAUUUUGUGGUAAUAGACAGUAGAUCGGUUACUUUGGGUACGUUUUACGGGUCUUCUGCUCAUUUAUUUCUUGGUUUGAUUUUUUUUUUUUUGGGGGGCAAGCUCUCUUUGCUUAUCCAUGCAUCAAAUACAUGAAUUGAAAGAUGUUAAGUUUAAUGCCUGAAAAUCUAGUUUCUACCUACAAUCAAUUUAGAGAUUAGAAAUUGCAGAUUUACAUCUUACAAAGUGCCUUCUUUCUUUAUGCCCCUUGUUAUUAUGAAAUUUCUGAUUAUUUAAUUCAACUAUCGUUGAUCAACGCUCACAAAUAUCUAUCGUUUUGUAUAUAAUCGCAGCUUUCUUAUGAUUCUGAAAAAGAUUAAUGUAGGUGUUUGAGCUACGCUACAAAUUAUUCAGUUAUGCUUUUUUUCUAUAAAAAAAGAAUCCUAUUGGCUGAAA
Gossypium arboreum is the source of this 1842-nucleotide messenger RNA. RefSeq names its product E3 ubiquitin-protein ligase DIS1-like. Gene Ontology annotation, cellular component: cytoplasm. NCBI's taxonomy places the organism in Eukaryota, Viridiplantae, Streptophyta, Magnoliopsida, Malvales, Malvaceae. The coding region runs from base 461 to 1387 and encodes 308 amino acids. Gene Ontology annotation, biological process: multicellular organism development; ubiquitin-dependent protein catabolic process. The record is from RefSeq and is a predicted model, not a curated record. Gene Ontology annotation, molecular function: protein binding; ubiquitin protein ligase activity; zinc ion binding. The transcript is spliced from 5 exons.